Messenger RNA from Colletotrichum destructivum, 2540 nucleotides. RefSeq names its product Putative Dual specificity protein phosphatase. Gene Ontology annotation, biological process: protein dephosphorylation. The transcript has 4 exons. Bases 938 to 1936 code for a protein of 332 amino acids. Gene Ontology annotation, cellular component: cytoplasm. Gene Ontology annotation, molecular function: inositol diphosphate tetrakisphosphate diphosphatase activity; phosphatase activity. NCBI's taxonomy places the organism in Eukaryota, Fungi, Ascomycota, Sordariomycetes, Glomerellales, Glomerellaceae. The record is from RefSeq and is a predicted model, not a curated record.
GGUACGGACUGCCAGCAUCUCUUCCCCAAAUUUGGUUAUGCGACCAGCCAGUGCAUCACCCCACCCCGUCCCCUCAUCUACCAACACAGCGAGGAGGUACCUACUCGUACCCAGGUACAUUCCUACCAUAGGUACUUUUCACUGCUAGUGCUUCAGAAAGGUCCCCGUCCUCUGCUUUCACACAACACACACACACACUCUCUCUCUUUCUCUCUCGCUCUCUCUUCCCCCCUGGUAAACGGUGAACCGUCUGUCCUUCUCUCUCUCUCUUCCUCUCUUUCCCCCCCAGAGUAUCCAAUCAAUACUUGGGCCUUGACUCUGAGACAAAAAACACUCGAGGAAGACCUUUCUAUUCCACCUCAUCUCGUCUUAGCCAAGAAUUUCACAAAGCCAAGCCAAACAUCAAUCCAGGGACUCGCCAGGAAAGGGUUCUAUUAUUUCCUCCCUCCUACAGACUACAGUACCUCGUUUCUCCCUCUUUCCCACAACAAAUCCAGCCACUUUCGCUUCCACGAUCGGCCUGUCCAGAUUCAUCACCGAGAGUCCCCGCGAACAUCAUCACCCGUCGCCUGCCUGCGACGCCACCAACAAGACCACCCUGACCCGCGCUCUCGACAAGAUGGACCUCAAUCUCCAACUUGCCGCCCGUCAGGUCUGCGUCUGUCCUCUGUAAGGACACGCGAAGGGACAAUUCUUCAACACUGCCUCUUGUCCCACGGGAGGAAAACAAACCGAUCAAUCGCUUUUCAACACAACCCUGAACAACCUGAAUCAACCGCUUUUCCGACCUGCUCACACGACCUCUUACCUCUUUCUAACCCGCCCCCCAACCGACGAACUAUACGGCCCCACGAACCCAAAAAUAUACUCGACGAUCCUGAAUAGAGUCACGCGAGCUAGACUCCUCUCUUUACCCCGACCUUUACAAGUCGACUACAUGAAUCCAUCCAACAUGGCUGGCGCCAUUGUUUCAAAAAGAAGUACAAGACCCUUCCUCGAGGACGGAGGUGGUCACCCGGAAGAAGAUCCCACCUACCGCCCGGCAAGACGCAACUCCAAGCAAGAAGACGCCGUUCCCCUCGAGCUGGCAGAGAAGUACCAGGUCAAGGGCCCCUCACGUCAAGGCUCGCGCGAGUCUGUGUCUGCCCCCGAUACCACUUUGGACGUCUACGUACAGAAGCAAAUCAUCAUGGUGGAAGAUGAAAAGUCGAAGCCCGCUGCCCUUGGAGAAAAACCUGUAGUCUGGCACGAAGAUGCGCUCCUGAAAGCCGCUGAUCAGCUGAAGACACCGUUGGCUUCACCCAUAUCUCCAGGCAUCGAGCGAGUCCUGCCCAUUGACGGGAGACCUAUCAACUUCGGCGUCGUGGUCCCAGGAGUGUAUCGCAGCAGCUAUCCCAAGCCCGAGGAUUUCGGCUUCAUUCGGAAUCUUGGCCUCAAGUCUAUUGUCACCCUUGUCCAGAAGGAUGAUGUCGAUGAGCCAUAUACAGCCUUCAUGUCUGGGAAUGGUAUCCGCCAUCAUGUGUUCAACAUGAAGGGCACAAAGAAGGAGGCUAUCCCUAUCCGGACAAUGAAGGCUAUCCUGCGACUGGUCCUGAACCGCGAGCACCACCCUUUACUCAUCCAUUGCAACCAUGGCAAGCACCGCACUGGGUGUGUUGUCGGUGUCGUCCGCAAGGUGACGGGCUGGGAGCUCAACACCAUUGUUGAUGAGUAUCGGGCAUAUGCUGAACCCAAGGUCAGAGACUGCGAUAUUAAGUAUCUCACCGACUUUGACCUCUCGGACCUGUCCAACCUGUUUGUUCACGAUGCCAACAUGCGGUUUCGGGUCCGCCACUUCGUCCGGGUGACGCUGUUCAGUGUCUUUGUCAUCUUUGUCUGGAUGCUCUCUGGUCAUAGAAUGCAGACCACAGCCAGGCGGGUCAAAGAUGUGAGAUGACCAUGCCUGGUCGUCACAGCAUCUCCAGAACUUGCAUGGCGUUGAGCGGAUGUUUACUGAAGCCUGGACUUGGUGGAGAGCAUUGCAGCACCACAACCACAACCUAGGUUUUCUAGAAGAAAAAUGGGUCCUACUGCACAGCAACGCAUGACACCCUUCUUACACGUAGGGCCCCACAUGGGGGGGGACCUGACGAUGAAGAAAUAUUGAGAGGCAAAGAUGAACAGGAGAGGCUCUACAAAGCAUUGGCAACAGGAUGAACGACCAGACAAGAUGACCAGGUCGCAGUAUAUGACAAAGGAACGGAGAAAACUGGGGCACAAAAGGGGCCUGGUAUCUGGGACCGCCCAAAGUCGCAGCACUGACUAUUGGGAAGGGGACCGCUAUUGCAAUUUUUUCAUUUGUAUGGAUAGACAGAAGACGGGGACUCAUCAAGAGCUGAGGUGUCUCCUUAUGGCGUUUGACUCGAGAUUCGAGGGGUUACCGAGUGCACCAUUUUGUCACGUAUCGGUUUUUCUUGCUGCAUUGUACAACUAGUAUGGCGGAAUGGCUGUGGUGGCGAUGCCCAGAGUAAAAAGCACAUUUUUUGCAAGCAAACAAUGCC